Messenger RNA from Histoplasma mississippiense, 1107 nucleotides. RefSeq lists its product with no specific name. The coding region runs from base 1 to 1107 and encodes 368 amino acids. The transcript has 2 exons. Lineage: Eukaryota; Fungi; Ascomycota; Eurotiomycetes; Onygenales; Ajellomycetaceae. The record is from RefSeq and is a predicted model, not a curated record.
AUGUCCGCUACCACCUAUCAUGUGGUUCGUAGAGGACUAGAGGUAACGACCAAUUACCUAUCCCCAACGUCAAGCAACAAUGAAGACCAUCGCCAACUGUCCGUCUGGGCGGUACUGGUGUUUGGUGUGACUGCUCUAGUCUUUAGCCUUGUUGCUUUCGCCAUUCAAUAUACAUAUGGCACUGUUGUUGCAGUACUGGCUGCGGUAGAAGAUCCUCAUCCAGCUGUCUAUGAGCCCAUUAAGAGCACCGACGACUCCAGUAAAACGACCAACCUGGUUGAUUCUGGCCUCGAUUUCUCCCACAAACGGCCUGCCCCAGUCACACGUAGCCUACGCACCGCCAUCCACCAUCUUCGCACUCGUGCUGGUCCUUGGUCUCGCUUCCGUGGCUUGGGAAUGUACUUGUGCUUGGGUAUCUGCCGCUCAGCUCUCGCCCAACUCAUCAUCUUUGGUCAUGGCAGCGCAGUCAACCAUUUUGCCCACGCUGUUGCUCAGGUUGCUACUGAUGUAGUUUCGGCGAAUCUCGAGCUUACCUGGGUCCAUAUAGUAAUUUCACAACCUUCUGCCAAAUCAUUUUGGAGACGGGUUCCCGGAUACAGCAGCUGGGUUAAGAUUGCUCCCGCUGUUGCCCUCCGGUCCGUAGCAGCGCAGCUCACCUUCUUGCUGCCUGCCCACUUGGGAUGGAGAACCCAUGUAUGGCAUAUGGGGAAAGGCAGUCCAUUCUCUGAACCAGAAUAUGACCCUCACUCUGAAAUCGCUAUAGCAGUCGGCGCUUGCCUCCUCGCCAUGUGCCUGACAGUCUUGAUAGAGCUUCCAGCCACAGUGACCAUGAUCCGUGUGGCCGCGUCCAUCCUUCCCGAGGAAGAAGAGACUAUUGUGCCUUUCGAUCGCACUUUUGGUGGUAAUGUCCAACCGGCCAUCCUGGGAGGUAGCGGUAAGGUUGGUUUGUUGGAUGCAUGGAAGACCUUCACUUGGGCGUCGCGCGUCCGUCUCCUCAAAGUGUUGGUUAAAACCGUCGGCAUGAUAAUCGCAGUUACUACGACCUGCGCUAUCUGUCUUUCCGGCGAAGCUCUUCUUCUAGGUGAGAAGAUAUUCGUUCAAGCAUAG